This is a messenger RNA of Plenodomus lingam JN3, 3585 nucleotides long. The record is from RefSeq and is a predicted model, not a curated record. Lineage: Eukaryota; Fungi; Ascomycota; Dothideomycetes; Pleosporales; Leptosphaeriaceae.
AUGCACGAGCUUCGAAGCGCAGGAUCAAGCGUAUUACAUCUUUUCAGACAGCUUGUCAUCGCCCAACCCAUCACAGACGAAGGCUUGACCCUCUUCGAGGCUGUCGGGGCAAUCCAUAAUCCUCACAGCGAAGACAUUUACACAUCGAUCCGAGACGUAUACACGCAUCGAGACUGCCUCGAUGGCGAGCACAUUGCAUCCCUACACCAACUUAUUCAUACGUUUGACAAGCCCAGUGCAAACGACCUGCUCACCGCGAUGAUCCAUCCCUGGCUCUCGCGGGGAAUCAAGAAGUGUAUAUGGAGCUGCCGAGAUGCAGUAAAAGAACAUAUUGAAAAGGGCUUAGAUUGGAUGCCCCUGGCAUUGGAGCUGCAUACCUUUUGCAUAGAUGUUAGAGAGUCUCGUCACGUCUUCCCGUUUGUGUCGGUCGUUACCAAAGCAUUACUUCGAUCAUGGCUAUCGACAGAGCAGAUGGAUAUGAUUCGAGAAAUUCUGGAAGUCUCGCAGAAGCAAGCAUCUAAGAACUCUACCGUCAGUCUCAAGACAGGAGCAAUCGCCGCCAAGCCCAAGACAUCGGAUUCGAAGGUAAAUGCAACACAACAACUCCAACAGAGUAUGCGGCAUCCGCUGGAAAAGAUUAUUGAGGAAUUCUACAUAUCCCGGUGUCUUGAUUCAGGCAAAAUAGCCCCUGAAACACAAGAUACAAUCGAAACCCUCCUUCACAUCUGGAAGAGCACGGUGGGCAAUACCAUUGAUAGCGACAGGCGAUCCUUAGCCAUACUAGUGUCAAAGCUGAUUGACGCUGGCGCCACCUUACGCAAUGAAUGUCUGAAAGAGAUAGCCACAGGGAACAGACUUCUACGCCCCCACUCUUUCAUCAAGCAUCUCCUUGCGAUAAUGCAACAAUACGAGACUGAGCCUGCGCCCGCUACCAUCGCCAUGACCAGACUCCUAACCGAUAGACAGGCCUGGACAAAAUGCUGGAAGACGCUCCUGCUCACAUGGAUUGCUCGCGAUGGCAAGCCCGGCCUAGCUAAAGGCUCUGGGUUCCUAGACUAUACUUUGCAAAGUAUGCGGGCGGCCGAGUGGCUGGCGUUUAUGCGAACGCUUGAGACGCUGUUCAAUGGCUAUUUGGAAGACACAAGCUGCGAGGUGCCUGCUAUCCUCCAACCGGAUUUACUUGCGUGGAAGUCACGGGCAUCGAGGUUCGUGGAUACGCUGACGAAGCUCGAGGAGCGGUUGUCUGGUGGUAGGGUGGAUGCGAGUGUACAGUGCAUAUUAUCCCGUGGAGGAGGAGGAGGAGGAGGAGGAGGAGCUUCAUCUGAGCUCUUCGUCAGCAUACUUGAGUGUCUUGAAGAGGUACAGGGAGAUUUGAGGGAGUCAAUCAUGUAUCUUGCUGUGGAGAAGCUCUCGGCUGCUUCGAAGAAUGUCGAGGUAGUCAAGAAUUGCGUUUGUAUAGUCAAGCAAGCGACGCCCCAGGAGCAAGAGUUGUUCAAGAAGAUCUGGUCAGUGUGCAGUGGAAAUUCAGAGAUUCCAGAAGGGACCGAGUGUUCUGCUCGAGCAAGGCCAGAGAAAAGCGCAGUCGUGGCUGCUCACACACGCAAGAAAGAUCUUUCUUCCGCUGUUCGAGAGGUUAUUAUUGCGGGCUAUCUCCAAGAUGACAACAUACGACCCAACGUCAAAAUGGCCAUCGAAUCCAUCGCCCUCCUAUUUGACCUUGAAAUCUACAAGACCGACAUACCAGCCGCAAAGCUGGACGAAGCAAUUGCCUUUUGGGCCCCAAUCGAGGCGGAAAUCUUGCAAGAGGCCGAACGCCUAGAUAGCCUGAUUAAGCAGCUCAAGCAAGUAGAUCCACAGGGCACACUGCGCUUUCUCGAGGAACACAAGAUUCCCGACCACGACCCGCUUGAUGAAGAACUCAGAAAUCUACCCCUGGACGCCAUCGACGCGGUUGAGAAACUCGGCGACAAUACAGUGGAGAUCAGUUUCUCGCUGGCCGUCUUGUCUCCACUCCACCGCACUGUAAUGGGUGUGCCAAAGGAAGCUACCACGGUCUUCCUCUUUCUUGAAACCGAUUACAAAGGACGAGAGCCUCAACAAUAUAGCCUACGCUUGGACUGCACCAUGUCAACUGUGGAUAUCAAAAGGCAACCAGCUCCCAACCUCUUUCUAUGGCACCUCAAGCGCCUCGUCCACACACAGCUUCAAGCCGGACGCGUGGGGAUAGCAGAGUUGCACGGCACUGUCAAGGCGAGGCUUGAAAAUAUGCGACAAGCCUGCGUAUCCUGCGGACGCUUACAGACCUCUCGCGGCAUCCAACUUCUCCGCCCGGGACCCUGCGAUCAGAAAGCGUGCCAGGACACAUGGAAUAGCUUGCCAAUCGACCUACGAAUCCCAGACAUCAAAACCAACCCGCUUGCCACCGACGUGCUUCUCGCAGGCCUGUACGCCGCCGCCCUAACCUCUCGGCCAGAACUCCUCCCCGGCGCCAAAAUGGCCUGGAUCGACGUCAAGAAAAUCGCAAAUCUCCUACCUGCCCUGAAAGUCGUGAAACCCAGCGUAAACCUCUCCUUCUUGCUCCCUAGCUACAAUAUCCAAGCCGAACGCCUCCUCUCCUGGUCUCACAGUCUCACCCCAGGUAUCCUGGCCCUUGCUACCAGCACCACCAAGAUCCCCAAUUUGCCCCUGGACACCGUGCAAUUCAUCCUCAGCAGCACGCACCCUCACGCCGAAACCGCAUUCACCGCGAAACUUCCGCCCAAAGAUCCAAAGACUACCAUCCUCUUCCACGGCACCUCGCUCGACCGCCUCCCUGGCAUCCUCGCCCACGGCCUCAAAAACUGCUCCGGCACCGCACUCCAGCGUGUCGGCGCCGCUCACGGCCACGGCAUCUAUCUGGCAGAGGAGCCUGAUCUGGCAUUUUCGUAUACGGCUGCGCCGCCGCAUGUGGGGUGGCGGAAUAGUGGGGUUGGUGGGAUGCGGCUGUUGUUGGGGUGUGAAGUUGUAGGUAAGGGGAAUGUGGUGGUGGAGGGGAUACAUGUGAUGAAGGAGGAGGGGGAUGUGGUGGUUAGGUAUGUGUUUUUGGAGCCCGCGCAAGACCCGAUACGACGCUCGAACGCCCUCGACUCGGUGAUAAGCAAAAGGGGAGGAGUCAAGCGCAAACUCGAAGUCCUCCACGACGAGGAACAAAAGAUCCAUCGCGCAGCCAAGGCACGCCUCAAACACCUCCAAGACCUCUACGAGAUACAAAGUCUAGUCGACGUGCGCUACGACGAGUGGAGUCGCACCCGGCUCUCCCGCUUACUGGUAGACUGCUUGCUCCGCGAAGGCUACACCGAGUCGGCAACGCACCUGGCGCAGAGCAAAGGCAUCACCGAGCUCGUCGACGUCGAGCCCUUUAUCGCAUGCCACAAAAUUGAGCGGAGUCUGAAGGAGGGCAUGACGACGAGUCUGGCGCUCGAGUGGUGCAAGGAACAUGGCAAGGAGCUGAAGAAGGGGGCGAAUAUGUUGGAGUUUGAACUUCGCUUGCAGCAAUGGAGGAUGGCAUGCAUGGGGUUAGCAUUGGGGGUGGGGGCGGCGAGAUGA